GGGAUAUCAGAACCUGACAUUUUAGCAUAUUUACUGCAGGUGUAGUUUUUUUUCUCAAUAUUACUUGCCUUCAUGUUUCCUUAUUAGGAAAUAGGAAUCUUUUUAGGUUCUCUGGUGGAGAAAAUCGUCACUACAGCCAAACCCAGCUGGUGCCUUCUGACAAUAGAGGAUCUAAAAAGAGCAGCAAAAGUAUUCCAGAAUAUUCUUCUCAAAUGCCGGCACUGGGGGGCAGUAGAGGGAUGUUGUAUAGGCUUCACCAAGUUCUGUGCCUCUCUGUUGAGCAGCAAUAACCCAGAGCUUCAAGCUAUCCCGACAAACAUGCUGAAACAAGGAUUAGAGGUUGUGCAGUCCCCUCGUUGUACAUCUGUGACCCGGCGGGCUGCUGGGCUGCCUAUGUUGAUUCUGUGUGUUGUGUCAGCAGAGGAGGCCAGUAACGCAAGACCUCUGUUAGCUCACAGCAUCCAAACCUUACUGGAGACAGCCCAAACUCCUCUACCUGACAACUGGGACCAAACACUGGACCUGCCUCAGGUGUGUGCGGUUCACACUCUGCAGGCCCUGGUACGUGGCUCCACUCUGGGAGGAGCAGUCUUUCAGUUUGCCCCAGCUGUAACCAUCUUGUCGCUCACUCUGCUCAGCUCUCCCUGCUGGGCCAUGAGAAAUGCUGCUCUGCAACUUUACAGCUCUCUGUGCUCGCGAAUGCUUGGUCAGAGGCCCAGCAGUGAAGAGUGUGGUCCCACCCAGCAUGGCAUGUCCCCCUCUACCUUCUUCUUCCACUACCCUACCCUCCAGCCCUUCCUCUUGGGCAAGCUGAGAGGGGCAGCGCAAGACCUCCAGGGUCCACCUGAUGAGGCCAAGCUUCACCUCCAACCCUCACUCUACCCCAUCCUCACUCUGUUAGCCCAACUCCAGCCUGGUGUUCAGGACGCAACUGAAAUGUUGUCAGACUUCCUGCCUCCUUUGCUCCAGCUGUCUGCCAGUCCUAUUUACAAUGUGAGAAUUAUGGCAUCUAAGGCUUUGGUUGCCAUGACUCCCCCAUCAGAGUACAUGAACAUACUCAUAAAACUGAUGGCUCAGCUGCCCGGUCCACAGGAGCGCCGCUACCACAACCGGCUCCAUGGACAGCUGCUGCUGAUCAAAGCUGUUCUAGAGAGAGUUCUCUGCACACGCAGUGACCCUUCAGCUGACCUGUCUGAGGUCGUGAGCAGGGUCGAUGCCUCACUGUGGCUGGUGACUGAAGCUCAAUGCUGCCCCUUGGUGAAGGCGGUCUACGUCAGCGUGGCGGACUUGCUAAGAAGAUUCUGCAGUGAGACUUACUUGUCAAAGCUCAGUGACAUGCUCAUGCGUGACCUCCAGACACCUCAACGGGGGCUUCAGGUUGGGCUGUCAUCCUUCCACCGGCGAGCCAUCCACUUUCUAUGUGCAGAUGUGAAGCAGGCAUGUCAACUCUGGAACAACUUUGCUUCCUCAAGCCCUGAUCUCAGGCUCUCAUUAUUUGCGUGGUUGGCAGACGGGCGAGGUUCGCAGCAGACCAGUUUGAAAGAGGCGAUCGAGAGGGUGUUGCAGUCGCACCUGAAGGAGGCGGUGUUGAGCCACAGUGUGGAGUACCGCAGGACCUACCUGAGAGCGCUGGUGGCAGUGAUGGCUGAAGGACAUCGUCCUCGGUCUGUCCCACUGGCCGAGUGUCUGGAUUUGUUGCUUGGGAUCCUGGAGGACCAGGGAACUGGGCCAGAAUUUCUGUCCCAAGCUCUGUAUGCUGCUAGUUUGCUGCUUUCCCAGUGGUCACAUUCCAGUCUAAAGAUGUCCAUGUUGCAACACUGGUGUAGCAUCCUGGAAUGCCACCGUUCCCCAGAGGCCCCUGAAGUACUCAGGCAGGCAUGUGCUGAAGCUCUGUGUGUGGCUGGAGUUCCACUAAUGAGCCACAGCCUGAGAGAACACAGCGCUCUGCCGGCCCUCGUGAUCAGGUUGAUCAGCACUGGCCUUUACUUGCUGCAGGACCAAAGCCAGCAGGUGAGGAUGAAAGCAGCUUGUUUUACCUCCAUGCUGCACCAUAAGAGAAGAGGAGAGAGAAAGAGCAGCGUCCACCUGAUGCAGGUCAACCAGGCUCUGCCGUUCCUACUGGACCUGCUGCUAGAGGAGUACUGGGAUACUCCUGGCACACUGGAGGUGCUGCUGUGUCACCUGCCUCAGCCUGACCUCAGAUCAGUGCUGAGAGAGGCCUCUGAGACUGGAUGUUCCGGUCUGUAUGAGCAGGAUGAGGCCAAUGUGUUUGCAGAACCCCCUGCGAUGUGUGCACAUGUACUGCCUUACCUCCUGCAGAUGGCUGAAAAAUCCUCUGAAUCCUCUGCUUUGGCACAGAGCCUGGGUGUGUGGGCACAGCAGAGUGCCUCACAGGUGCUAAACAACCUGGCAGUCUGCAAAGAAAUCCAGCCAGCUCGGACACUGACCCCAGCAUGGCUGGCUCUCCUCGUGGACCCCCAUUUCCACAGCGCCCUCUGUGGCCUGUUCACCAGGGCUGUCUUUCUCCUCCGACUGUUGAAAACAUCCGAAGUUGUAGGACACGUUUGUGAUCCUUCAUCCCUGCACACGACUUUACAGGAAGUUCUUAGUCAGCUCAGUCAGAACGGCGUCCACUUUCCCUCUGCUUUAACAGCAGUUUUGUCUGGAGAGCUGGCACUGUAGCUUUCCUCGUACACUCAGUGUCCUUUCACCAACAUGGCCCAAGAUAAACGUAGUUGUCCCAGAGUGCUUAUGGCAUCCAUAUAAGUAAGUCCAGCAGCACUUGGCAGGCUGACCGAGUUAUGUAAGAGCUCAGUGGCUGCAGUUACUUCUGACUGUCAUCAUACUGUGUACACAGGCAGAAGGCUCACCAGGCAUUGACUGUCACGUGCACGAGGAGGACAGUGUAACAAACAGUUGUUCCUUGUGCUUUUGCAAUAAUGCUUCCAGAGAUUAUAACUUUACAUUUUCUGGAGCUUUAUUCUUUUUUUUUUUUUUUUUUUUACGCAGGGGGGCUGCCAA
Messenger RNA from Monopterus albus (swamp eel), 3021 nucleotides. Its product is annotated as thyroid adenoma-associated protein homolog. Gene Ontology annotation, cellular component: cytosol. The record is from RefSeq and is a predicted model, not a curated record. Gene Ontology annotation, biological process: tRNA methylation. NCBI's taxonomy places the organism in Eukaryota, Metazoa, Chordata, Actinopteri, Synbranchiformes, Synbranchidae. The coding region runs from base 319 to 2682 and encodes 787 amino acids. The transcript has 13 exons.